AUGGAGCGGGCCCUGCGGCUGGGCCGGGCCGGGCUCCGCUUCCGCUCCACCCGCGGGGCCGAGCAAGGAGCGCCCCGAGGCCGCGAUCCCCCCGCACCCCUCCCGCAGGGCCCGGGGGCCGGCCGGGGGUCGCGGACCGGCCGGGAGCUGUUGCGGGCACAGCAGGACCUGCCCCGGGCCGGCAAGGGGAAGGGGCUGGAGCGAAAGGCGCUGUCCCUGGAGAGGACUAAAGGCUCCGAGAUCCUGUUCGGGGUGGCCCCGUGCGGGCUGGCGCUGGCCCGGGCGCGGAGGGCCCUGUUCCGCCUGUUCCUGAAGGAGCCCCGCGGCGGCUCCGGGCGGCCCGUGAGGCCCGAGCUGGCCCUGCAGGCCGCGGCCCGCGGGGUGCCGGUGCUGCGCGUCCCGGGCCGGGCGCUGGACGCGCUGUGCUGGGGCCGGCCUCACCAGGGAGUGUGUCUGGAGGCCGCCCCGCUGCCCUUCAGGAGCCUGCGGGACGCCCAGGAGCCGCAGCCGGGGGAUGGAGACAGCGGGAGCCGGCAGCCGCUGUGGCUGGUGCUGGAGCACAUCCAGGAUCCCAUGAACCUGGGGGCCCUGCUGCGCUCCGCGUACUUCCUGGGGGUGGACAGAGUGGUGGCGACCCACAGCAACAGCUGCCCCUUGACUCCCGUAGUGAGCAAAGCCAGCGCUGGAGCCAUGGAGGUCUUCGAUGUUUACAGCACAGAUGAUCUGCAGGGCUUUUUGAAGGCUAAAAUUGCAGAAGGCUGGGAAGUGGUGGGAACAGUCAGCAGGCCUGAGGAUGUGGAAGAUGUUCCUGUCAUCAGCUGCUCGGAAUUCCGGUGGGACAAACCCGUUAUUGUAGUGAUAGGGAGUGAAGGGGAGGGCCUUUCCCUGGAGACUCAGCUGCAGUGCCAGCGCAUGCUGGCCAUCCCCCCGGGCAGGGCGCUGCACCCCGGCAUCGACUCCCUCAACGUCUCUGUGGCUGCAGGUAUCCUCCUGCACUCCAUCUGCAGCCGGAGACCAGGGCAUGGAGAUUGAAAUCCUCUGUUUGGUGGAGGAAGCUGCUCAGGGUGGAUAUGGAAAUGCUCUUCCCAGGGUCUCCACCAUCACUGUGAGUUCCAGAGAGAGCCCCAGUGACCUGAGCUGCAUUUUGGCUGCUGCAGAAGCCACCGGAUCCCUGACUAAACACCUGAUGUCCUAGGGAACACCUGGGAGGAGCAGCUGUGGGAAGGCAGACAGGUCUGGGAGCAGACAGUUUUGGCAGGAAGACACUCAGGGAUGGCUGCCAGCACCGUGCUUUGUGCAUCCCUUGAACCCUGGGGACAGUUUGGGUGACAGUGCCACUGAAAGUGCCCUGUGCCCUCCCCUGGGCAGCAGCUGCUGAGUGCCAGCUGAGCUCGGGAACCACUGGGGCUGGUUUUUCUGUAUCUGUUUUUAAACCAGGUGUGCAGCCCUGCCAAGGGCUGGCAAACAGCUGCAGUGGGGGGAAAUGCAGCCCGUGGAAAUAAAGCUUUUGUAAAGAUUGGUUGUAGACUCAAAUCCAUUUAGUGUCAUAUAAAUCCAGAGUGUGAUUAGACCUUCAGGUGGGAAGAGGGAUCUAGAGCUCAUUUCUUUCUGGGGAAGUUUCCUUUCCAAGCUGGGCUGAUGGAGGCUGAGGUGCCCCAGGACCACUGUCCUGCUGAUGGCACUGGGGUGGCUUCAUUUGCAAGUAUCCUGCUUGAAAAACCAGGCUGGCUAAAUUAUUGAGAGCCAGAAGAAUGUUAUCACUUAGCACCUUAAUUAUUUUAUUUAGCUACCAUGGCCCUUUGCAUAGGAUUCCUCAUUAACACUUAAUUUACAGUGCCCUUUAGGGAUAAUUUCAAACAAUUCUGCUCAGUCUGCCCCCUCCCCACUUCCAAAUGAAUAAGUAAAUCACUCUGAGUGACUAAUUAGAACUUUCCUUUGAGCUAAAUGAAGUCUGUAGGCCU
Pseudopodoces humilis (Tibetan ground-tit) is the source of this 1961-nucleotide messenger RNA. It is a transcript of the gene MRM1, whose product is annotated as mitochondrial rRNA methyltransferase 1. Lineage: Eukaryota; Metazoa; Chordata; Aves; Passeriformes; Paridae. Gene Ontology annotation, molecular function: rRNA (guanine) methyltransferase activity; RNA binding. Gene Ontology annotation, cellular component: mitochondrion. Gene Ontology annotation, biological process: rRNA methylation. The record is from RefSeq and is a predicted model, not a curated record.